Diaporthe batatas is the source of this 4252-nucleotide messenger RNA. RefSeq lists its product as uncharacterized. The transcript has 2 exons. The record is from RefSeq and is a predicted model, not a curated record. Bases 320 to 2314 code for a protein of 664 amino acids. Lineage: Eukaryota; Fungi; Ascomycota; Sordariomycetes; Diaporthales; Diaporthaceae.
UAUAGCUUUCCUAACACAAAGGUUUAUAUAUUAGAGAUAAUAUAGAGGCACUGUCUAUCUUAUGCAUCAGACCUAACCCUGGAGCCCCUGGGGGGCUGUCACAGACCGGUGUGCAUGGUGCACUAAUCCAGGAAGGCGGUGUGCCGAGGCGGUCAAGUGGGCCGAGGUUUCAACCCGAAAAAGUCUGGAGUUCUGCCGGCCAAAACCUGCCCUUGUUCCGUCCUCUUUUCUGCUUUGCGACAGGCGCCACACGCCCACGUGCAUCCCUCAUGCCUCACCCCCCGUGCACGACCUUUGUUCUCCUGCUCCCCCCUCAUUCAUGUUCCGACCAGCACGCAGCCAUGGCAGAGCUCUCCAUGCAGUCCUCCGGCCCAGUGCCCGCCUGAGCCUGAACGUGGCCGUGGCCGGUGACGUCGGCAGGGCAUCAUGGAACACGCCGCUCCAGCGGCGCUGGAACUGGACCAGGCCGUCCAGGAACAAGGCCCACCACUCCUUUUACGAGGCCGAGUAUCCCACGGCCGAGAAGCUCCUCGAGACCGGCAUCUUCACUCCCCGCACCAAGAGUGCUAGGACUCGGCCCGGUGCUGAUGGCAACAGAGUCAACCUCGUCAACCCGAAACUUGCCGAUGACGUUAUAGAGUACAUCAGACCGUCCCUCGAGCGCCACAAGGGCUGCGACCUGAUCACCAUGUACCCCGGCGCCGGCCUCUUCACCAAGGCCCUGCACGACGCGGUCCAGCCCCGCUCACACAUCCUCCUCGAGCCCGACGAGCAGCUCUACGCGCCCUACCUCGAGCCCCUCCUCAGCGACCCGGCCGUGACGCUGCUCCCAAAGUCCGGCAUCGUGUGGCAGGAGCUGCAGGAGAUCCUCACCCCGAAGUACCUGCCCCACCAGGUCGAGAUCGACCGCCGUGACUUCGACACCGACCCCCCGCGCAACGACACCCUCCUGGUCCACAUGAACCUCGCCAUGUACCCCAAGCGCAAGUACGGCCUGUUCGACUCCCUGUCGCGCAUGGUCCUGUACCAGCUCAUCAGCUCCGUCCGCACCUCCACACUGUUCCAGAAGUACGGCCUGGUGCGCAUGCUGGUCUGGGUCCCCGACGAGGAGAAGGACUCGGUCAUACCACGCGUGCUGCAGGCCAGGAAGAAAGGGGCCAUCGAGGCCGAGAUGGUCACCGAGUACAUCGCCGAGGUCUGCGGCAAGGACGGCACCCUCGACGACGAGACCGUGGUGUUAAACUCCAGGAGCACCAUCGCCCGCCCGCACCAGUUCAACCUGGAAAGCCUGCGGCAGACGCUGGUCCGCAUGAAGGAGGCCGGCCACGUCACCCCGCCGGGCAGGCAGACGAGGCUCCUGCGGCAGUUCGGGGAGGAGAAGAAGUCCCUCAGCAGGCCCAUCCCCCUCACCCGCGAGGCCUUCACGGCCGACAAGGGCUUCUACGUCGAGCUCGCAGACAUGAGGGCCCAGAAGGAGCAGGGCCUGAUAGCCCCCGGGACCAAGGAGGCAGCCCGGCUCAAGAUGCUCUCCCACUACAACACCUGGCUCGACAAGCUGGCGGUCCGCCUCCUGGACUUCAUCCAGCGGAGCGACGCCGUCGCCGAGCAGUACAGCAAGGCGGAGCAGGCCAGGGCCGACGGCGAGCGGGAGCGCGCGCAGGAGCUGCUGGACAAGGCCGUGAAGGCCAACGACAAGUACAACGCCGAGGUGCGCAAGCUGCCCGAGUACGUGCGGCAAUCGCUGAACCUGAUGCGCGACCAGCUGCAGGUGCUGCGGCAGCCGGCCGGCAUGGGCCCCGUGCUGUCGUGGGACCGGCGGCCCUGGGAGCCGCUCAAGGUGCAGGCCGCCGAGUUCUUCCCCAACCAGCCCUGCGCGCUGAUCGACAUCCAGCCCAAGGCGCCCGACAGGCUGCUGCGGCACAUCGGGCCCGGCACCAGCAACGCGGGCGACAUCUUCGACCUGAUGCUCAGCAGCAUCAUGCGCAACACCCUCGUCACCCUCGCCGACAACAUGGACCACGUCUGGCCGGGCGCCUCCGAGGGCCUCCGGGGCCAGUGCAGGACGGUGCACGACCCGGCCAUGGGCGGGUCCCCGCUCACGGGCGAGGCCGCCCCCAGCGCCCGCGCCGCCAACCAGGCGCAGCUGCUCGACCUGCUCCGCGAGUUCCUCCGCUGGCCCUUCAUGCCCACCUACCACGAGCUCGUGGGCCGCCUCGAGGACGACGGCCUCGUCGACGACGCCUCGUUUGGGUUUGACGAGGAGGGGCCCGCGGGCAUGAACCUGGGGAAUACCACGGGGGAUGCCUUCUAUUAAGCAGUGAACCUCGGGGCUCUGGGGAGAGAGGAGCAUGUAGGUCAGAGGUCGGUUGGUGGCUGGUUUGCAUAUAUAUUGGAGUUACCUGCGUGUUAGUGUUGCUGCUUGGAUAUAGUAAGCACAAAAUAUCAAUCUACAUAUUGCAUAUUACUUGGCUGUCCGGGCCGUCGAGGAAAACCAUGCUCCCAACGAGCCCCGUCUUACCGACGAGACGAGAGCCGGUGCGCGCCGCGGCAUGCCUGUCUGCUGGCCUUUGCUGCGCGCCACAGGACAGGCGCUACGUAUUAAUCUCGGAUUUUCACUACAUAUGCAACCUUCUCUCACAUAACCUCGGGGGGGACCAAGGAACGGCCCGCACGGCUGUGCGCUCUGCAUGUGCUGUGAUUUGCAACGUCUAGAAUCCUCGGCGUCGAGGGAGAUGGGCCCGGGGCUAGGCCCGGGAUGCUACCCAGGUAGACCCUGCAAACUGUUGUCUUCGACGGUGGCAGGUAGAGAGGUCACACUCUGUGGCGUGAUAUUCAUCCUCAUCUUUGGUUUCUGUGGUCAAGAUCGUGUCCAGUCUCGGAAUUGUCCUGAGUAAUAAAUCGCCGAGAGCCCAGGGGGCCUUGUGAUCAGCGCAGCAUCGUCAAAGGAUAGACACCCACUUGUCAUGGAGGUACGGUCGGGCAAGGAAGUUGGUCCACACCCGUGGCACAACCGGCGAGGCUCUGCGUGUACACCGUACAUAGUAAUAGUAGCGUGGCGGCCUCUUCCUCCUCUUUCCCGGCCACCGGGAGGGCGGGUGUUUGACGUCGCAGCCGCGACUUGACGCAGUCGACCGUCUCAUGUUUGGGAUGCCGUGGCGGCGCCGUCACACUUUGACCUCUGGGAGUACUAGUGAUGAUUAGUUGGCGGGCGGGACGAGGAGGAUUAACCGUGUUCGGCCUGGUUUCCACGGUCAAGUGCUCUCUGGGUUCCUCCGAGGCCCAUUUCCCACGUUGCUCCGGGUUGUGCUCCGGUUUGUCGUGUCUGGGGGCGACCAGUCGGUCCCUCCCAAGACAUGGGCCGCUGACUGCACCGUCGCUGUCUCAAUGUAGUUCGUUACUUAACCGAUGCCAAUGUCUUGGCCGGCUAUUGGCCUACGUGGUUGGUUGUGUGGACUUCGGUAUGGAUGAGAUCUCGGCCAUCUGGGCGUGAACCCUUGCGGUUGUUUUGAUAGUAACACCUGGGCAAGUUCUUCUUGGAUGUGUGUCGGGCUGUUGUGCUGCAAGCCUCAGGAGUCGCAUCUGUCGUCUGGAUGGGGCAAGGCGGCUCUCAAGAGUCAACGGGGCUUGCUAGCCUGACAGAGUCCUGGGUGCGUCCAGGGUGCCACCUGGGCAAGGACCCAGGGAUCUAAAUUAAGGUCCAUGGACUGCUCCGCUCCCCCCAGUGGGCUGGACCGAUCUUCCAUCAUGCCGUCUAGCCCGUCUUGCCCGUCCACGCUCCAUGGGUUUAGCUUGUGGGGGACUUUUGGUCGGGGGGCUGCCCCUGGGAUCGGCCACCUUGGGUCCGAUAGUCAGCACCAUGCCGAGCAAUUGAGAGAGCAGCACGCAAUACGAGCAAUGAAUGGGUGGUGAUGGCUGAUGUGGGAUGGAUGGCAUGCAUGCAUUUGGUGAUUUCAUGAGGUGAAUGGACAUCACGAGAAAUGACCUUGGUAGAGGACACGACACGAGGUCUUGCUGACUGUAGCGAUUGACUCGGCCAGUCGCCUGCUGUGGCUGCGACUGGCUGAUGGUGAUGAUGAUCUUCUUCAGGGGCUUGCAUGGGCGGCCGUUAUGAAAGGAUGCUUGGGUCGCUAGUCUUUUGAAUGACCGUUUUGAAUGGCCAUUUUUUUUUAGGCGUCACCGUUUUGUAUUGACCGAUCCGUCUCCGUCAGGACGAGACGGGCUGGCGGGCUGGCGGGCUGGCAGGGCAGAAAAG